AUGCGGAAGGGACCAUGGGCUGGUCAAAGGCAGCGGUCAUCAAUGGCCUGGGCCCUCCAUCAUCCCCCGGGUUCUCCAGGUUCCUGGUGGAAGGAAGGAGCAGGCAGUGGUGCCCGGUCCAGGGCGUUCAACUGGAGCAAGAAGCAGGGUCAGGCCAGCCUCAGGAGUGUUCCCAGGAGCCCCCUCCUCUCUGUCUCCCCGGACUUGAGUCCAGGUGACCCUUUGUGGCUGGCUUCCUCCAAAGCCUCUGGCCUCUGCCUGCGGCUCUUGCUGCCUGGGCCUGUCGUCAGGAAGUUUCCCACCCUUGUAAAGUCCACAGGUGGGGUUGCGGGUUGUGGGUUCCUUUCUGUUUUGCUCCAUCUCCUAUUCCCUCUUGUACUCAGCGUCAGCAUGGUGAAAAGAACUCAAGCCCUCUUUGUUCUGGCCCUGGGCUGUGAAGCCCGAGGGCCUCCCACUGCCCUAGGCCCCAGGCACGCUGCGGGUGGGGAGGUGGCCAUCGUUGGGAGUGCAGGACCGUCCCAGACAACCGUGCACACGUUCAGUUGGCCCAGUGGAGUUUUGUUUUUUCUUAUAUCACGAUAA
Messenger RNA from Rangifer tarandus platyrhynchus (Svalbard reindeer), 582 nucleotides. Lineage: Eukaryota; Metazoa; Chordata; Mammalia; Artiodactyla; Cervidae. The record is from the annotation of a GenBank genome assembly.